AUGCAAGCAAGAAAUCAUGGGUUCACUUUUUUUUUUUUACUCCAACAAAACCAAAACGGUUUUGGUACGUUUGGAGGGAUAGAGGACUUGGACUUUGCUUUUGAUGAUAAUAGCAUUUCUGCCUUUUCUGCUAGACCAGGAAGGAAGCACUUUUUAGCGUUGAAGAAAGAUAUUGGGGUUGCAAUUUUGGCAUAUAAAGCUGAAGCUUUAGAGUUGCAGAAACAACUCAGGCAUAUUCAGUCUCAAUUUGAUAUGCACACUGGCCAGGCUUUGUCUUUAAUCCAAGGGAGACGGGCACGGGUUGCUGCAACAUCUACUCUCGAUGGACACCUUACAGAUCUAGAUGAUAGUCUUUCAGCGAGAAAUUUAGAGUGGACAACUUUGGGGAGGAGAUGGUACCUUAAGCUCUUGGGUUAUGCCAGAAUUUGCUGCAUUUUGGAGGUGCAUGAACACAGCUGAAGAUGAAGCUGAUGAUCCUGGUGCUUUGGCUGCAGUUGGCUGUUUGUGUGCCAUUAGCACAAUUCUUGAAUCAGUGAGCAGGCUUCCUCAACUUUUUGUCCAAGUUGAACCAACGUUGGUCCCUAUAAUGUGUAGAAUGUUAACAAGUGAUGGCCAAGGACCUUGUGUAUGCUUCCGAAAAGGCAGCUCAGGUUCAUGUGCACCGUAGUGGUAUGAUUUCUGCCUAUGAUCUGUACGAACUAUUUAUGUACGGAUUGGUAUGUCUAUUCACUUUGCACUAAAAAGAAUAGAACACUAGGUUAGUUGUUUAUAUCUUUCCAGUUUUAAGCAAGUCUGUAAACAACUAGAUUUAUUAAUCUAUCCCUUAAUAUGGGCUGCUUAUUUUUUCCUUUUUUAUCCAGUCAAUGAAUGUAUGGAUCCUUGGUACUUAGUUCUUUCCAUUAAAACACAUAUUUGGUGCUUU
This is a messenger RNA of Quercus lobata, 922 nucleotides long. RefSeq names its product AUGMIN subunit 3-like. Lineage: Eukaryota; Viridiplantae; Streptophyta; Magnoliopsida; Fagales; Fagaceae. Gene Ontology annotation, cellular component: HAUS complex; microtubule organizing center; mitotic spindle. Gene Ontology annotation, biological process: spindle assembly; microtubule organizing center organization. The record is from RefSeq and is a predicted model, not a curated record. The transcript has 7 exons. Bases 1 to 459 code for a protein of 152 amino acids.